UGAUUUCUUCUCUGUUCGCAAGUCACACAUGACGUUCUCUUAUUGCUAUUCUUACAGUAUCCUGACCAAUCACAAUAUAUGUGGCGGUGCGCCGAGUGGUGGCGCUGCAUUUGACUUCAAUGCAAUACUGAGUACUCCGUAGCCGCCGCCCCGCCUUGAGCUCCCAAGACUCCAAGAGUGUAGCCUGCAUCACAAUAAAUUUGUCUUGUGCCCGCGCGUCAUUUUCUUUUCUCCUUGUAUCUCUCUCCUUAUUUCUUUAUUUUGUUUAAUAUCCGUGGUUGACCCUUUCCUCAUCUUGUCGAGUCUACGACUUAACACCUUCCCCCGCCCCAUAACGUCAUAUCGCUCAGCUCUUUAAGGGUCCAGGACUCCAGAAUCCAGAUCGAUCAUCAAUCCUUCAGGAUCCCUUGACAUCUCAGCAACAGGGCCAUGGCCUCAUCCAAUGAUCCCAGGCUGCUCUACAGCAUCAACAAUGUCCUCGCCUUCCACUUGCAGGACGGCGAAGAGUCCAGCCUGACUCCGUCAGGCCCUCAAACGCUCUCCCUUCUGAUGGUUCCAACCACAACGUCGCCCACUCAAAACCAGAAUUCACCUUUAGCGCCCAUUCAAGAUACUCAGCCAGAGGAUGACUUUUAUCUCCACCUUCAUCUACCUCCAGAGUUGGAUUUGGCGCUUCCUGCCACGACUCAAAUCUACCACCAGCCACCCAACAGUUACCUAAUUCCUCGCUGGGAUUUGGGACCCGAUGCGGGCGCUUUUAUUCGUAUCCAGUUCCCCAGUAUUGGAUCAGGGCCCAACAAAGUGACGCAAGAGGAUAUUGACACUUUCGAAACAAUUUUGGCGCAAUGCACGGCCUUUCUCGAACGUGCACAGGUUUCAGGGGACCAUGCUCCGUACAACCCCGCCAAUUUUGCAGCCGGCGAGGGCUAUGUAUCUUCGCCAAAUACUGCUGGACCCCAUAGCAAAGCCGACCAGCAUGGACGGAUUGUGCUUGUGGACGAAGAGAACGGCAGUGUUGUCGGGGAAAUGGAAGGAUACGAUGUCGUCGAGAACCCUGACGUGAAGCCAGGCUCAAAAAGUAAGUCUUGCACCCUUUGGUGCUCGCUGUCAAGUGCUGACCAUACAGGACCCGUCGAAAUCCAACUCCCAACAGAGGGUGAGGGUAAUCAAGUCAGCGUCAGCAAUGUAUCUGAAGAAUACCUGUCGACUGCCAGGCACCCCGCGUACAAGAGCUCGUCACUCGUUCAAUCAUCGGCUACGGCUUCUCGUUUGAUUGUAACCGGAUCUACAUAUCUUGCCAACGCGAUGACUACCGGUGCAGACGCAUUCACUAGAAAGGUCAAACCAAACCCCAAACCGGCAACUUUUUCAGACACCACACAUACCCGCAUUCGGAAGAUCGGGACGUUCUCCAGCGGAGCGGCCGACAUAUCGUCGAGGACAGUGGGUCAGGUCGGCAAGUAUGCUCAGAAUUUUGGUGCCUCCUUGGCCGGUCGCAACAAGGACGACGGAAAGGCUCGAAGCUCCGAAAAGUCAAAGGUUCCUGCGUAUGGGAAACCGGGAAUUCUCAAUAAGUCGUUGAUUGCCUUUUCAACAUUAGCGGAUGGAAUUGAACAAGGCGCCCGGAAUGUACUGACGUCUGGGUCAGCCGCCGCCUCUACAAUGAUUGGUCAUCGGUACGGGUCGGAAGCCGGGACGGUGGCUUCCAACCUGACAGGAGGCAUCAAGAAUGUGGGGUUAGUCUAUAUUGACGCCUCUGGUGUGAGUCGCAAAGCGGUCCUCAAGUCUGUCGCCAAGGGCAUGGUUGUUGGGCGCAUGAAGGACGGGAAACAAGUCGUCGUCGGUGCAGGCGAUGGUGGAGAGCUUUCUAGCCCAGGACCGAGUCGCAGUCCGGCCAGAGGCCCGUCUCCCACACCCACGCCACCACCCGCCUAUGGAGCUCCAGGCACCUUUUCACUCGGUGGGGCCAGCAUGUCAGGAGCGAAGCGUUAGAUGCGCAUGCGUGAAUUACAAUUUGUCGACUUGUUCGCUUUUCACUUCUUCCUACGUUCACGGGUUCAUGUUGAUGAUGUGACUGUCACGAUUUAUGGCAUGCUUAAUGAGCUUUUUUGUAUCCUUUUCUGUCUAAUAUGGCACAUUGAGAUCUAUGGAGGGCUCUGAGCGGAUAAGACUUGGGGCCUUGAUGAUUAGAUAGCGGUACAGUGGGCAACGCGCCGGUUUAUAUAGUUGAAAAUAGCUCCACACAAUAGAUCAUCUAUCAAGAGAUCAUUCGAGAAGUAAGGCACUUGCUAAUAUUUCUUGUAUAUAGAGCAA
This is a messenger RNA of Aspergillus calidoustus, 2313 nucleotides long. The record is from the annotation of a GenBank genome assembly. NCBI's taxonomy places the organism in Eukaryota, Fungi, Ascomycota, Eurotiomycetes, Eurotiales, Aspergillaceae.